UUUUUUUCCCUUCCCCUAGUUUUACUGAAUCUGUUUGAACAUUUUGGGGCCAAAGAUUUUCAGAAGAAGAAUUGAAAUUAUUAAUGGACAUCUGCUUUCACAGAAUGGCCCAGAUAUCUAGCAGCGAUGAAUUUAAACAACGUUCAUCGCCAGUUUUGGAUACCACAAGGCCCAAAGAAGUGGAUAAAGAAGAAGCACUGCAAAUGGAAGCUGAAGCUCUGGCUAAGAUGCAAAAAGAAAGAGUAGUGGUUGGCAGUAGACAAAAGAGUGAUACCUUGAGCUACUCUUGGCCAAGUGUACAGUCCUGCAGAAAACAAGAUCAUGAUCUUAUGGUAUUUCCAGAGUCUGAUGGCAAGAAGAAGGUGGAUGAUAAAUUAAAUUCAAUUGACAUAGACAAACUUACAUGUGCUGAAUUAGAGAAACUUCUUCUAGAAGAAAAUCUUGAAUCCCACAAACCAUCUACAUUGUCAGCCACUCCUAUUCUUGGGGCAUCAUCAUCACAAUUUUAUUCUCAUUCUGUUGCUCAAAGUGGGCAAUGGACAUCUGGUUUGCCUGGGUCUUCUGUCUGUGCUGGACCUUCUGUUUACCCAGUACCUUCUUUCAGUAAACAAGUUGGUAUCUUUCAGAAUGGCUUUCAUCCAGGUAUAUCCACUUACCAGUCUACAAAGCCUAUCUAUCUUCGUCUUCCAGAAAGGUCCCAAUACAUUUCAUAUCCACUGCCAUUUGCUUCAGCUUUCCAUCCGCAAGGAAGUGUACCUACGUAUCAUUCGACACUUACCCCGGAAAUGGCAAAAGUAUUUGAUAAAAUUGCAAGUACUUCAGAAUUUCAAAAGAAUGGGAAAUCAAACAUGGACUUAGAAAUGACUGGUGCUAAAUCUGCUAUUAGUUUGCCAAUCUCUGAAAGCUCCAGUGAUAUUAGUAAAUUUGAUUGGUUGGAUUUAGAUCCUUUAAGUAAACCAAAGGUGGACAAUAUGGAUAUAUUUUAUACUUCAGAAGAUGGAGGAAAGGUAACUAGUACUAAAGUUGUAGAAGAUCCUUGGGAUGCUGUGCUGCUAGAAGAGAAGUCUCCAGGAAAGAGCCAUCUUGAAAGAAAAAUUAGUGGAAAAUCUACUUCUGGGGCAACAGUUACAAGAAGUCAAUCUUUAAACAUUCGAAAUGCUCAACUUGCUAAAUUACAGGGCCAAACUUCACAGACAGACAAUGGGACCAGUAGCCUGCCAGCAGAAAAUAAACUUCUAAAAAAUAUUGAAUGGCAAAAUCAAGAACAAACAGCAUUUUGUGAUGCCAUUACAAAAUUAAGGACCAAGUUUCCCCAUAGCAAUCAUGAUACGAACUUGGGUUUCGUGUUGAGUCCGGUCAUGUUGCAAAGAAAUGUAAGUGGAGAGAACUCCAGUAUCAAGAUUUCAAUAGAAAUUGAAGGUUUCCAACAGCCAGUGACAUUUACAUGUGAUGUGAGUUCUCCAGUUGAACUUAUAAUAAUGCAGGCUCUUUGCUGGGUGCAUGAUGACUUAAAUGAUGUAGAUAUUGGCAGUUAUAUUUUGAAAGUUUGUGGACUAGAAGAAGUUUUACAGAACAAGCAUAGUGUUGGAAGCCAUGAGUAUAUUCAAAACUGUCGAAAGUGGGACACAGAGAUUAUUCUGCAGCUGUUGACCCAUAAUGUUAUAUGCAGAGAUCUAGCACGAACAGAAGAUGAUGAUGGGACACCAAUAGAUUUGACAAAACAUCUCUGCCAUGUAGAAAAGUUUUUCAGAGAGACCAUCCGGAGCCACUCUCUUGAAGAACUGUUAGAAGCUUAUCACAAUCAAGUCGAUAUACUACUUAAAAAUAAGAAUCAGUUUAAAGCAGUGGAACCAGUCGUUAAAGCAGUCAGAAAAAUUUGCUAUGCGUCAGACAGGGUAGAAACUCCUGCAAUUACUACCGCCGUAAAGAAGCUAAGAAGAACAUUUAACCUUCCAGGGAGCAAGAACCCUGCGGGAUCUGUAAUAUCGUCGGAUGACACUAGCAAGAAUCCAGCUGAUUCUUUGCAACCUGAAAAUCCUCUUCAAAUGAGCAUAAAUCACCUGACCUCGGCAGUCUAUGCCCUUCUUCAACUCCACUUGAACUCAUGCCACAGUCCUUCGUUAAGCACUCCAAGCAUUCAGAAAAGCACUAAAGAAGCAUGGACUGCCACAGAGCACCUCCAGUUCACAAUAUUUGCUGCUCAUGGAAUUCCCAAUAAUUGGGUUUCAAUUUAUGAAAAAUAUUACCUGGUUUGUUCUUUGACCCAUAAUGGAAAAGAUCUCUUCAAACCAGUCCAAUCCAAGAAGGUUGGCACAUAUAAGAAUUUCUUCUAUUUGAUUAAGUGGGAUGAAUUAAUAAUUUUUCCCACCCAAAUCUCUCAGUUGCCAUUAGAAUCCAUCCUAUGCCUUGCUCUGUUUGGUAUUUUAAAUCAAAAUGGUGGUAAUUCACCUGAUUCAAAUAAACAGAGAAAAGGCCCAGAGAUGUUGGGUCAAGUUUCCUUACCACUCUUUGACUUUGGACGAACAUUAACUUGUGGGACAAAACUUUUACACCUUUGGACACCUUUUGCAAGCUUAAACAUUGUUUCUGGAGUGGCCCAUAAAAAAGGAAACCUACUGGAAAGGAUAGUGUUGCAGGUUGACUUCCCUUCCUUACCAUUUGACAUUAUAUACAAAAUUCCUCAGGCUGCAAACAAUUCCACGUGUAAUUCUAUAGAAACAUUGGAAAAGGAUUCAAGAGAGCGUCUUCUUUCCAUUCUUUCCAGAGAGGGUAUAUUUGGAUUAUCUAGGAAGGAUAAAGCAUUUUUGUGGGAGAAACGACAUUAUUGUUAUACACAUGCAAAUAGCCUGCCCAAGAUAUUGGCUAGUGCUCCAAACUGGGAUUUGACAAAUCUUCCUGAAAUAUAUUUGCUGCUUCAACGGUGGCCUCCUUUACCUCCACUUACUGCAUUAGAAUUGCUGGACUCAAAUUUUGCAGAUCAAGAAGUAAGAACAAAAGCUGUGCAGUGGAUUGAGGCAAUAAACGAUGAUGAACUUGCUGACAUUCUUCCCCAGUUUGUUCAGGCAUUAAAAUAUGAAACAUAUCUGGACAACUCUUUAGUCAGAUUCCUCUUGGCCCGAGCAUUAGGAAAUAUUCGAAUAGCACACUACCUAUAUUGGUUACUAAAGGAUACCUUGCAUGAUGCCAAACAUGGUAUAAGGUAUGAGCAUAUCCUUGGUGCCUUCCUUUCCAUCUGUGGCAAAAGUCUGAGAGAAGAGCUGGAAAAGCAGUCAAGGCUUGUGCAGAUCUUAGGAAUGGUUGCCGAAAAAGUAAAGCAGACAAGCGGAUCAGCCAGACAGAUGGUUCUGCAAAGUGGAAUGGAACGUGUCCAGUCUUUUUUCUUGAAAAACAAAUGCCGCUUGCCUCUCAGCCCCAGUCUUGUAGCUGAAGAACUGAAUGUAAAGGCAUGUUCCUAUUUCAGUUCUAAUGCAGUCCCUCUUAAAAUUGCUUUGGUGAACGCAGAUCCUUUGGGAGAAGAAAUUAAUGUAAUGUUUAAGGUUGGAGAAGAUCUGCGCCAGGAUAUGUUAGCGUUGCAAAUGAUAAAAAUCAUGGAUAAGAUCUGGUUACAGGAAGGACUGGACUUGAGGAUGGUUAUGUUCAAGUGCCUUGCAACUGGCAAAGAUAGAGGAAUGGUAGAACUUGUUCCAGCUUCAGACACUCUUAGGAAAAUUCAAGUGGAGUAUGGAGUUACAGGAUCCUUUAAAGAUAAGCCCCUUGCGGAAUGGCUAAGAAAAUACAACUCUACAGAAGAAGAAUAUGAAAAGGCUUCUGAAAACUUCAUCUAUUCCUGUGCUGGAUGUUGUGUGGCAACCUAUGUCCUAGGUAUCUGCGAUCGCCACAAUGAUAACAUAAUGCUUCGAAGUACAGGACAUAUGUUCCAUAUUGAUUUUGGAAAAUUCUUGGGCCAUGCACAGAUGUUUGGAAGUUUUAAGAGGGAUCGGGCUCCUUUUGUGCUGACUUCAGAUAUGGCCUACGUUAUCAAUGGUGGUGAAAAGCCCACUAUUCGUUUCCAGUUGUUUGUUGAUCUCUGCUGCCAGGCUUAUAAUCUAAUAAGGAAAAAAGCCAACCUCUUCCUUAAUCUGCUGUCACUGAUGAUGUCUUCUGGCUUGCUAGAACUUUCCGGAGUCCAAGAUCUCAAAUAUGUCCAGGAUGCUCUUCAGCCCCAAACUACUGAUGCCGAGGCUACCAUUUUCUUUACAAGGCUGAUCGAAUCAAGUUUGGGAAGUGUUGCCACAAAGUUCAACUUUUUUAUUCACAACCUUGCUCAGCUGCGUUUCUCAGGGCUGCCUUCUAAUGAUGAGCCGAUCCUCUCUUUUUCACCCAAAACAUACUCACUCAAACAAGAUGGUCGUAUCAAAGAGGCAUCUGUUUUUACAUACCAUAAAAGAUACAACCCAGAUAAAUAUUAUAUCUAUGUGGUCAGAGUUUUGAGAGAGGGGCAGACUGAACCCACAUUCAUUUUUCGUACAUUUGAUGAGUUCCAGGAGUUCCACAACAAGCUUGGUAUCCUAUUUCCUCUUUGGAAAUUACCAGGCUUUCCUAGUAAGAUGGUUCUAGGAAGAACUCAUGUAAAGGAUGUAGCAGCCAAGAGGAAAGUAGAGCUGAAUAGCUACAUACAAAGUUUAAUGAAUGCAUCAACAGAUGUAUCAGAGUGCGAUCUGGUUUAUACUUUCUUCCAUCCUUUACCCCGUGAUGAAAAAGCUGAAGGAAUUGAUGGAAUAACUAGGUGUACAGAUGUAGGCCCUUCAAGUCCUACCUCAGGAAAAGUAGGAGGAGAGGUGAAGUUGUCCAUCUCCUAUAGAAACAAGACGCUGUUUAUCAUGGUGAUGCACAUUAAAGAUUUGGUUACUGAUGAUGGUGCAGAUCCAAAUCCAUAUGUGAAGACGUAUUUGCUUCCAGACAUGCAUAAAACGUCUAAACAGAAAACCAAAAUAUCACGGAAAACUAGAAAUCCAACAUUCAAUGAAAUGCUUGUGUACAGUGGAUAUAGCAAAGAAACACUCAAGCAAAGGGAACUUCAGCUAAGUGUACUCAGUGCUGAAUCUCUGCGUGAAAACUUUUUCCUGGGUGGUAUCACUCUUCCCUUAAAGGAUUUUAACUUAAGCAAGGAGACUGUGAACUGGUACAGGCUUGCUGCUGCACCAUACUUGUGAACCUGACAACUUAGAGAGAUGAAGAUAUGAACUAAAAACUCCUAACUCCAUUUGUAUUUGAUCACUUUUCUCUACUUGAAGAUAAUCCAUACACUUUAGCUUGAAACACUGCAAUAUGGUGGAUUAUAGUUGGACCAGCCUUUGCAAAACUUUACACAAGACUUUUGGCAAGUCAUCUGCUUUAUGCUUUUACUGCAAUAAUAUCUAAGCAUUGAUGUAUAUGAAUUAUAUAAAGGUAAUACUUGUUAUUAAUGCAGUUCUGAACUAUGAACAGAUGUAUCAAAUUCAGUCUGAGGGAGUUAUCCUGGAUUCAUUUAAAUCCCAUUUGAAUUAUUUGCUUUUUGAUAUAUUUCAAAGUUGCUUUAUAAUUCUGCUCUCAGCACAUAGUUCAAGAAAAAAAAGAGAUCAUGACAAAAUUACUGUUCAGUCUGUUAAAAGGGAGGCCUGAAUAGACAGAUAAAAUUCUGUGUUGCAUUUAGCCCUAUGAGUCAUUAAGCUUCUUAGAGGCCAUUAUUAGAAUGAGUGCCAAUAAUUGAAAUUAUACAUAAUGGUGCCUUAUUUUAUCGCUCCUUAUACCUCAUUUCUAAUAUUUAAUAAAAGUUUUACCAAUGCUAGAAGUUAAACAUGCUUUUAAAAAAAUAAUGUUUAUGUGGUUCACUGUUUAAAUCUAACAUUUCUCCUUUAAAUUUAGGUCUACUUCUUUAGGUCAGAUUCAUUUAAAAAAUCUUAUCAGGUUUAUUUUGGCCUCUUUUUUUGGAUUAAUUAAUUUGAUGAACUGUAAGUAUUAUAUGGAUGCGUAUGCAAGUGAUUUUAUACCAUGAUUUGCUACAAAGCACAUAUAUUUCCUGUAGGUAGAUAUAUGGGCUAUUCAGCAGCAAUUUUGGAUUUCAAAAUAGAAGCCCCACAUCAAAGCACAAUAUUUAUUAGUAUCAUAUGGAUUAAAAUUUGCGUAUUAUAAAAAAAAGCCCUAGAUAUUGGGUAGUAAAAUUGACACAGUUACCAUUGGAGCUAACAUUUAGAUUUUGUUUUCAUGAGCACUACUAUCCACAAAGCAUUUUAUUUAAAUGAAAAUUGAUUUGCCCUUAGUAAAAUUAGUAAAAGAUGCUCUGUGUGAGGUAUGGUGGAUUGUAUUUUAGAUUCAUUUCUUUAAUUUUGUAUCCAGCUAUUUUGUAACACUUGGAAAAGGCUGGAUAUAAUUGCAAUUUACUAACUCCAUUAAAAAAAAAAGCUGUUGUAGGAAUUGCAUUAACAUUCCACAAAAUAUGUUGAAACACAAAUACUUUAGAAUAAAGAUACAGACUGUCUGCUGAAUUUAAAGCAAAACAAUGGCAUGAUGAAUGAAUAUUUGAUAGACCGUGUGACAAUCUAUUGCCAGGCAAUUAAACUAAAGUAUGAUAUUAAACGAUCGUUAACUUUGGGUGCUUAAAUGUUCAUAAUUGACUGUAAAAUAAAAUUUGGGAUUCCUCAAUGUUAAAACUGCAUUGUGACUAAUAGAAGCUACUUAACAUUUUUAGAAGGGUUUAUUAGUUAUAAUAUGUUAAGUAUGUAAGUUGUAAGCUAUAUAGUAAACAGAGUAAACUAACUAGAUUGUAUUUCCUGCUCACUUGAUGCUUUUUGAGAUGUAUUCCAUUCCAUCAACAAAACCACAAGUCAUAUAAACACAGGGAAGUAGGCUACUGUUUUUGUGAAACGUUCCAUUAGAUUAACUGAAAGCAAUAUAUACUGCUUUUUUGCAGUCUGUAACUAGAGCACAAUGUAUCACAGCACAAAUCUAGAGAUUCAAAAAAAACUCUUAAUGAUGGUGGUUUGCAACUGCAGUUCUUGUCUGGAUGUUGGUUAGAAUAUAUGCUGCACCUUAUGGUAGUAUUUGCCGUUAGUACAUCCUGUGCCUUUGCCCAUCAUCACCGUUUCUCAAAAUAAAUCCACAAUAACUAAAGCUCUUCAGGUACAUUCUUAUAAAACUGUUUUUCAAUUAUAAUUGAACAUGUAAAGGAGCAACAUUAAUUUUGCAUCUCUUUCAAAUUAUUUAUAUUUGUGUGAUACAUAAACAAAACUGUUCCAGUUUUUUUUUUUAAAUCUGUAUUACAGCUGGCAUACAAAAGGGUUAGAGGGAAUAAUCACAACCAGAUGUAACACUUUACUAAUGAAUGUUUUUAAAGUGUGGUCUCAUGGCAUUUUUAUAUUUUGUGAAUUAAAUUAAAUCCUAUGCAUCAAAUGUGGACUGCAGCUAGAAGUCAAUUUGUGUCUGUACAUUUAUUUUGACAUUUUGAGGAAAACAUCUUACUAUAAGAAAAAUGACCUCCACAUUUUCUGUACUAAAUAAUAGUUAUGACUUUGCACUGAAAAUUUUUAUACUGCCUUUUUAUGACCUAUAGGUAUAUAUAUAAAAAGCAUGAGAGAUCUUUCAUAUUUCUCUAUUUUUAAAAUUUAAAAGGAUCCAGAAAUGUUAAUAUCUUGCCUUAAAUUUGACUGCUUUUUCCAGGAUACAAUUAGCUUUUAAACUGAAGAAAUAUUACUUCUAGAAUCUGCAAAAUAUCACUGUGUAAUGUGGAUUUAAUAGGUGUGGGUAUGUUCAUUGAUAUCGAUGGGUUAAAGUCUGAAUUAAAGCUUCCGCAUGUUGUGUGGAAAAAAUAUUAAAGCAAUACAAUUGCACCAUUCUCACAAUCCAUAGGAACUUAAUAUUCUUCUCUCCACUGUAUUCUCAGUACUGUGACAAACAAUUUGGCAAAGAUUUAUAGAUAAUAAAAUGCAUUAGAUGCAAAUGUGGAUGCUUGCCUGCAAUUGUCUCUCUCUCUGUAAGAACCAAAUACUUCAGCUGUAUUACAGUGAUAGCUAAUAAAGAUGUACAUUAUUUCUAUCAACAUCCUAACCCCAAAAUACUGGGGUUAAAUGUGACUCCGUAACUGUUCUACAAUUAUAUUAAAUGCUAUUUAAUAAAGAA
Messenger RNA from Candoia aspera, 8133 nucleotides. RefSeq names its product phosphatidylinositol-4-phosphate 3-kinase catalytic subunit type 2 alpha (gene PIK3C2A). The record is from RefSeq and is a predicted model, not a curated record. Gene Ontology annotation, biological process: cell migration; phosphatidylinositol-3-phosphate biosynthetic process; phosphatidylinositol-mediated signaling. Gene Ontology annotation, cellular component: cytoplasm; phosphatidylinositol 3-kinase complex; plasma membrane. The transcript is spliced from 32 exons. Gene Ontology annotation, molecular function: 1-phosphatidylinositol-3-kinase activity; 1-phosphatidylinositol-4-phosphate 3-kinase activity; phosphatidylinositol binding. Lineage: Eukaryota; Metazoa; Chordata; Lepidosauria; Squamata; Candoiidae. Bases 84 to 5192 code for a protein of 1702 amino acids.